AUGGCUUCGACCAGGACUGUCGUUAUUGGUCUUGCCUCCGCCGUCGGCAUGAUCCAGAUGGCUCCCGCUCCCGUCCCCGUCAUCGCUGCCAUCGCCGGCGCUGCUGUCCGCGCCGCCGCCACCUACCUCGCCGAGCGCGACCCCCACCCCGGCGUCUCCCAGGAGUCCAUCGACCAGUGCAUCCAGCAGAUCAACGGCCAGAAGAACCAGGGCAGGAGCGUCGAGAUCUCUGGCGAUGAUGACAUGUACACCAUCAACGUCUACGUCCCCGCGGCCUGCAUGAACCUCGCCAUCGUCCUCUCUGGUCACCCUGCCCAGAAUGGCGACCCCGUCCCCAUUCCUAUGGGCUCUGACAGCCUCCAGUACCUUGGUGUCUCUACUGAGGACCGCCAGAACCUCGCUGACGCCCUCGGUGCUUAA
Molecule: messenger RNA, 420 nt
Organism: [Torrubiella] hemipterigena
Lineage: Eukaryota; Fungi; Ascomycota; Sordariomycetes; Hypocreales; Clavicipitaceae
Source: the annotation of a GenBank genome assembly